Syngnathoides biaculeatus (alligator pipefish) is the source of this 1826-nucleotide messenger RNA. RefSeq names its product tuftelin 1a (gene tuft1a). NCBI's taxonomy places the organism in Eukaryota, Metazoa, Chordata, Actinopteri, Syngnathiformes, Syngnathidae. Gene Ontology annotation, cellular component: intracellular anatomical structure. The record is from RefSeq and is a predicted model, not a curated record. Gene Ontology annotation, biological process: intracellular signal transduction. Bases 112 to 1296 code for a protein of 394 amino acids. The transcript is spliced from 12 exons.
AAGAAGCAACCGGUGUAAGUGUUCAGACCUCCGAGGGCAGCUGCCGCUACCGGGACUAGCUUCUUCUCUUUAUUUAUUAUUUAUAGUCGACUAUCUAUUUAUUAUUUGUACAUGAGAGGCAUGAUGAUGAUGAUGAACGGCGGGGCCGGAAGUUUGUGCACGGUGGAGGACAUCCGAAAACCACAAUAUGACAAGGAGGGGUGCAGGCGACUGCGACUCACACUGCACGAGCAGAGCCCAACGACUCGCAGUUCCGAGCGGCAGCAAAGAGAUAAGCCUGUUGGACGUGCGUUUGCGCUGGUGCAGCCCCCCGACGAGAGGACGCUUCUGCCGCCAGAACCGAUCAAAACCACAGAGGAGCAAGUGGAGGUCAUCAAGGUGUAUCUGGAGGCUCGCAGAGAAGAGAAUCAUAAACAAAGCCAGAGUCUGAAGAUGCUGUCAGAUGAGGUUUCACAGAUACAAGAGGUGCGGUACUGCCUGAAAACACUGCGGGAGCAGAUGGCAUCGAAAAAUAAGAUUCACACUAACGGGUGGAAAGUUUCAUCUCCAUUCAAGAAAAUGACCUCUUCUAGCCAGAAAGGCGGAACCAAAAGUGAGGGUCAGGAGGCAGACGACGAGACGGAGAGGGCCAAGCUGAGAGAAGUCAGCAAGCGUCUGUAUGGGCAGCUGCAAGACGCUGAGAAGAAGCACCAGGAGGAGAGAGAGAGGCUGCAGGCUGAAAGCAACAUGCUGAGGGAGCGUCUGAGCGACCAAGAUGACAAACUGAAAAGCACAAAGGAAGACGUCGAGAAGAAGGAUCAGCGCAUCGACGAACUCCAGAGGUUACUGGGGGGCAUGGAGAAGGAGAGUGCCGCCUUGAAGGAGUCAAUUCGUGAACGUGAAGAGGAACUGCGUGAGCUACGCCAGAUCAGAGAGGAGGGCCCCAAGGGAGAGCAGAGGGCAGAGCAGUUGGAAAAGGAAGUUGCCAUUCUCAAAGAGAAGAUUCACCAUCUGGAUGACAUGCUCAAAAGCCAGCAGAGGAAAGUCAGACACAUGAUUGAACAGCUUCAGAACUCUCGCAUGGUGAUCCAAGAGCGGGAUCGCGUCAUCAAAGAGCUGGAGGAGAAAGUGGCUUUCCUGGAAGCUGAGAACCGAGAGAUGCACGACCAGAUGGAUUACUUCCUGGGAGGACAAAAGACCACUUCCUACCUUUCAUCUGAGCAGAACCCACAAAUUGUAUACAGUAAACCGUUCAAGCUGUCCACCUCCUCCAACAAGCCGCUCCCAUUCAUCAAGGUCAUCGAGAUCAAGUCUUGAGUCUUGUGAGAAGCACUAAAGUGUUUUUUUGUAUGUGGACUGAAACUCAAUAGCAGCUCUGAUUAUUCGCCUUGUCUUCACAUCAGAAUAUCUGAGCUGAGCUUCUUACUAUAAUUUUCCCUCUUGAAGGAUGCACUGCACUCUUUAUCCUGUACAGUACUUUUAAACGUUUAACACGCCUUGUGUGAUACAUGUACACAAAGAGCUGCAGGCUUUUAUGUAGACGCUAAGAUUGUUUAUUAACAGUGUAGCAUCAAUGUUAUCUGCAUCUUCUGUGUCUACAGUCUCAGUGUGUAGUAUGAAGCUUGACUAUAAAGGCUAUUUAAGUUGUUUGUAUUUAAAAUAACCAGAGUUUGAAUGUAAGCACUUAAUGAAACUACCGAAAUUGAACCUGACAAAACUUCUUCAUAGAAGUCAUUUUUCCCCCUUUUAAUCAUUUCAGAGUGUUGUCAUGAUGUAAAUGUGUUCUCUUGAAAUUUUCUCAAAGCUUCCUAACUUUCUAUUUAUUUAUAUUAAAACCUUUUGACUAA